UUGAUCGAGGCAACGCGACCGAGCCGUUCGGGCCAGCCGGCUUCAUGCUUUCUUCAGAACUGCAUCUAGUGUCUCCACGCUGGUCACUACUAUUCGCUUCGCCUUGCCCCCUCUUCCGAAUCGAGUCGCAGGAGCUUCUUUGGAGGGUUUUCUGGAGGCGCCAUGGAUGCCGCUUCCAAGAAACUCGUUUCAACUACCCCAAGGCGAUGCAUGCUUUCUUUUUGCCGGAUCCUUCUGCUAAUUAUUAUAGUUUUGGUGGCGGAGACGAGGGCGGCUUCGCGGGUAAGCCGUGGCAGUGGGAAGUCCUCCGUGUUUUCGCUAUUCAAUCUGAAAUCCAAGAGUAAAUUUUGGAGUGAAUCCUUGAUUCGUACGGAUUUUGAUGAUUUGGAAGGUUCAGUUCCCUCUGGCCAUGGGAAAAUGGAGGUGGUUAACUACACCAAGGCAGGGAACAUUGCAAAUUUUUUGAAGAUGUCAGAGGUUGAUUCCAUAUACCUUCCUGUCCCUAUCAACUUCAUUUUUAUCGGAUUUGAAGGCAAAGGAAAUCAUGAGUUUUUGCUGGGUCCAGAAGAAAUGUCGCGAUGGUUUACUAAAAUAGAUCACAUCUUUGAGCAUACCAGGAUUCCUCAUAUUGGAGAAAUUUUAACUCCAUUCUAUAAGACCAGUGUUGAAAAGUCCCAGCGUUAUCAUCUACCUCUAGUUAGUCACGUAAAUUACAACUUUUCUGUCCAUGCUAUACAAAUGGGUGAGAAAGUUACUUCUGUUUUUGAGCAAGCUGUUGCAGCUUUGUCACGAAAAGAGGUUAUAUUAGAUUCAAGAGCAGAUGAAGAUGUUGUUUGGCAAGUGGACAUUGAUAGAAUGGGAUACAUCCUUACAACUCUUAUUGAUCAUCUCAAGUUAGAGGAUGCAUACAACGUUUUCAUACUGAAUCCCAAGUACAACAACAAGAGACUUCGUUAUGGCUAUCGGAGAGGCUUGUCUGAAUCGGAGAUAAAAUUUCUCAAUGAGAAUAAGACAGUACAGGCCAAAAUUCUUCAGUCAGAGCAUGUCACAGGGCCAACUCUGGAAAUCGAUAAGAUUGAUCCAAGGCCAUUGUAUGUUAAUCGCCCUUCAUCUAAUUUUGUGUGGACCACCACUGAAGAAAUUGACACUGUUGAAUGGUCAAAAAAAUGCUCAGAUGUCCUGACUCAUGUUGCGUCAUCAACUGAAGGAAAGGAUGAUGUAGAACUUCUUUCUAGCAAAGUUAUUCAGAUGUUGUAUGGUAAGAAGGAUGAUUUGAGUGAUCUAUUGCGAGAAGGGCUAAAGUCAGGGGAUUUUACAGGCCUCCAGGCUGAAUGUCUCACGGACACAUGGAUUGGAGCAAAUAGGUGGAUGUUUAUUGAUUUGAGUGCAGGACCCUUUUCUUGGGGUCCUACUGUUGGAGGAGAAGGUGUUCGAACAGAGCUUAGCCUUCCAAAUGUGGGUAAAACCAUAGGUGCUGUUGCAGAAAUAAAGGAAGAUGAAGCUGAAGAUAAACUACAGGAUGUAAUUCGGGAAAGAUUUUCAUCAUUUGGUGAUGACCACCAAGCCAUUGAUAUUCUUGUAGCGGAGAUUGAUAUUUAUGAACUCUUUGCUUUUAGACAUUGCAAAGGGAGAAGGACAAAGCUUGCUCUCUGUGAAGAGCUUGAAGAAAGGAUGCAUGAUUUGAAAAGUGAACUGGAGGGAUUCAAAAGUGAUGAUUCUGAUGAAAGCCACAAAAAGAAGGCUCUUGAUGCUUUGAAGAGGAUGGAGAAAUGGAAUUUGUUCGGUGAUACUCCUGAGGAAUACCAAAGCUAUACUGUUGCGCAUGAUACAUUUCUGUCUCAUCUGGGGGCUACAUUGUGGGGCUCUCUGAGACAUGUAGUUACUCCAUCAAUGGCUGAUGGGGCAUACCAUUACUAUGAAAAGAUAUCAUUUCAGAUAUAUUUCAUCACGCAGGAGAAAGUGAGGAAUAUGAAGAAGCUACCCGUGAACCUAAAGGCACUUACAGAUGGCCUUUCUUCUUUGGCGGUUGCUUUUCAAAAGGUUAUGUUUAGCCAACACCUGCUGGCACUUUCGGAAGAUCCAGAUCUUACUAUGGCGUUCUCAGUUGCUCGACGUGCUGCUGCAGUGCCACUUCUUCUAGUUAAUGGGACAUAUAGAUUGACCACCCGUGCCUACCUUGAUUCCUUAAUUUUGCAGCGGCAGUUACAGAAGCUUAGUGAUCAUGGUUCUCUCAAAGGAAUCCAUUCAGAUUCCAGGUCUACAUUGGAAGUUCCGAUCUUCUGGUUCAUACACAAUGAUCCAGUGCUGGUAGAUAAACAUUAUCAAGCAAGGGCACUUUCUGACAUGGUCAUUGUUGUUCAGUCAGAUAAAGCGGUAUGGGAGAGCCACUUGCAAUGCAAUGGGAAGCCAAUUGCUUGGGAUUUAAGGAGACCCAUAAAAGCUGCAAUUUCUGCUACUGCUGAACAUCUUUCUGGUUUGUUGCCUCUUCACUUGGCGUACAGUCAAGUCCAUGAAACAGCUCUUGAGGACUGGACAUGGUCUGUGGGCUGCAGUCCUCUAUCAAUCACCUCUCAGGGCUGGCAUCUUUCACUGUUCCAGACUGAUGCAAUUGCUCGGAGCUAUAUCAUCACUGCUCUCGAGGAGUCCAUACAGACUGUUAAUGGUGUUAUUCAUCGCCUAGUACUUGAGCAAACAACUGCACAAGGUUUUAGGUUAUUCAAAUCUCAGGAGCGAACAAUGGUGGACAAAUACAACUCAGUUGUUAGUUUAUGGAGAAGAAUUGCAACUAUAUCUAGUGGGAUGCGGUAUGGUGAUGCAAUGAAACUUUUACAUUUGCUUGAGAAUUCUUCGAAAGGGUUUGCAGACCAUGUGAACACCACCAUUGCUUUGUUGCAUCCAGUACACUGUACUCGUCAAAGGAAAGUUGAUAUAGUACUAGACCUGACUACAAUUCCUGCAUUUCUGGUUGUUUUUGCGAUUCUCUGGUUUGUGCUUAGACCCAGGCGGCAGAAACCGAAGAUCAAUUGAAGCUUCAUUGGCUAAACUAGCACAAACUGGUACCUGGAGAUGUAGAUGUAUAGAAGGAAUUUAGUGAAGAAAGCAAGCUUAUGAUCUUUCAGACUUCGCUGUAUUUCUCUACAUACUAACGUCUAAAUUUGAUGCUUAUAGAAAGUUCUGAAUAAAUGCUUUAGCAAAAUGCAAUUAUAUGCUUCAUUAAGAUUCAAUGGACUUCAUUUUUUUUUAGUACUAUCCGUUACUUUCCAGUAAAAUGUUGACGGAAGCCUUUUUGUAAUUCCUUAUAAUUUGUAUUUUUAAGGUAGCGGCCCCCAUUACUGUGACAUUAUAAAUGUUACCCUUUUUUUGACCGAAAGGGUAAAAUUUGUGUUCUAAACAUUUUUGCAAAGUGAUUAGUUAGGAGAACAUUGUCAUUUCAUCCCUUUACAAGGGCAUCAGUGAUUAAAUUUCUGUCCGUUUAGCCUU
This is a messenger RNA of Dendrobium catenatum, 3480 nucleotides long. RefSeq lists its product as uncharacterized. Bases 163 to 3027 code for a protein of 954 amino acids. The transcript is spliced from 25 exons. The record is from RefSeq and is a predicted model, not a curated record. NCBI's taxonomy places the organism in Eukaryota, Viridiplantae, Streptophyta, Magnoliopsida, Asparagales, Orchidaceae.